Molecule: messenger RNA, 996 nt
Organism: Neurospora tetraspora
Lineage: Eukaryota; Fungi; Ascomycota; Sordariomycetes; Sordariales; Sordariaceae
Product: coiled-coil domain-containing protein-domain-containing protein
Exons: 2
Coding region: 1-996 (331 amino acids)
Source: RefSeq, a predicted model, not a curated record
AUGUCACCUCGCUUCGACUCCCCACCGCCGCCCGGCUCGACAGGACAUCCAGAUACCGAUGAUGAUUCUCUUUUUGCAAAGCCCCGUCCACGGCCGGCCAGGUCUUCGGCGCAAACUCGGGAGAUACGAACGCGAAACCGGAGGAGGGAGUACCUAGAACGGAAUCCAGGUUACUUCAGAUCUACGGAACAUGAACUCGCUGAUCCAAUCUUAUACGACUCCCUCAUUCGGCGGUUCCAAACGCCCGCUGAACGAGAAGCAGAAAGCAAGGAGAAAGGCUACGCUCGCGUGUUAGAGGGCUCUCUGCUACGAGGGGAGGAGAAGCUUGCCAGGCUAGCGGCGGCGACAGCAACGGGUGGUAGUUCUGACUCUAACGGCGGUGAGAAAGCAUCGACGCCUACGAUAACCGAAGGAGAAAUGGAAUGGCAAAGCCAGACAACAACCGUCACGCAGGCUCCAGUUCAGACAAUACCGACAUUGGAUCAACCACAACCAACACCCCCUUCCACAGCCACCACCUCCACAAUGUUCGCCACCUUCACCACCCCAGCACAACAACCACUCCCUCGCUUUGGUUCCGGUUUCGGCGAGCCUUCUUCAUCUUCUUCUUCUACGACCAAUACCAACACCAACCAGACCACACCGCGUCCUCCUCCUCCCCCUCCAGAAGCGUCAACGACGACAACCAAUACAGGUCUAGCAGCAACAACACUAGCACCACUAACAGGAACCGACACCCCCGCCCAAACGCGCGAAGAAGGUCAAGAGCAAUGGACCGCCUUCCUCCGCGAGCGGUUCGUCCGCGGUGGAGAUGAGGAUUUUGAUUACGCUGGGCUGGUGGACAACGAUGACGAGCUGGAUACCCUGGAGAGAAGGGAAGAGGAGGAGGCGUGGUUUGACGAGGAGGAACCUGAUUGGGCUAGUGAUGAUGAUGGGGAGGAGGGAAGGAGGGUUGAGAGGGUGUUAGAGGGGGAGACGGGGGUGCAGGAUUUUUAG